Cuscuta europaea is the source of this 2139-nucleotide messenger RNA. The record is from the annotation of a GenBank genome assembly. Lineage: Eukaryota; Viridiplantae; Streptophyta; Magnoliopsida; Solanales; Convolvulaceae.
CGGCUCCUAAAUGGUUGCAAAAAAUAUCCGGUCUCCGAGCUGAAAAGUGAACCAAAAUGCACUUUUCAUGCUUUUCCCGAACUUGUUUAUUUUCCACCGCCACUCCGUUUUCAAGAAUCUGUCUCUCGUCCAUCUGAAAUAUCUUACCUGUUUCUCCGACCAUAUUUUAUCGCGAUGAAGAUUCGGUUGAGUAAUAAGAUUUACAAAGUUUGACAAAGCCGGGGGAGUCUUUAGCUUUGCAAUCCACAUCUUUCAUGGAUGAAGCAGUGAGAAUAGGUAACUACGACGCUGGAAGCGCCGCCGGUGGAUAUGGAGAUAGGGUGAUGGAGUGGGAGGACGGUCUUCCACACGGAGACGAUCUCACUCCAUUGUCUCAAUCGCUAAUCCCGCCGGGGCUGGCCUUCGCGUUUCGGAUUUCACCGGAGCCACUCCGGACCAUGCUCGAUGUGAAUCGCGCCUCGAACAUGACGUUUGCAUCUCUGCAGGGGGGGAAGCAUCAGACGAUUUCGUCCCUGAAUCUUAAUAAUUUUAAGCCGUUUGACGAAGAUCUGAACAAGGAGAGGAUUAUUACGGACGACGAUACGGAUCUGACACGAGAAGGAUCUGAUUCAAGGAAGAAUCGGCGGAUUGAGACCGGAGGAGGUGGGGUAGAGGAGGCCGACGACUCGGCUAUGCGGGAUGGAAACUGCGGAGAUGGUUCGUCCGCCAAAACUGCUCAGAAGCGGCAGAGGCUCGUUUGGACGCCGCAAUUGCACAAGCGAUUUCUGGACGUGGUGGGACAUCUCGGCAUCAGCAAGGCAGUGCCCAAGACGAUUAUGGAGCUCAUGAACGUAGAGGGACUCACUAGGGAGAACGUCGCCAGUCAUUUACAGAAGUAUAGGCUCUACCUAAAGAGGAUGCAAGGGUUUCCAAACGAGGGGCCUUCUUCAGCCUCGGAUAGGUUGUUUGCUUUGACGUCUUUGCCACAGAAUUUGCCAGAAUCUGGUCGCAGCGGCCAUGGACAUGGACACCAUCAUAAUAGCAAUGAGUCCAAUGAUCACAUAUCGGUGCCGAUUCCUUUGCCUUGCCCGCACCAAAUACUUCCCAUGCCAUUGUUUGGUAUCACUCCUGAUGGAAUCAAUGGGAAGAUGGGAAACCAAAAUGGUGGACCUCCUAGUCAUCUUCAUCAUCAGUAUUAUAUGGGCCAACAAAGGGACUGGCCAGGAAACCAAUUUGGUGCAUAUCAUCAUGUUCCUCCAACUGAAAAGUAACUACUUGCUCAAGCUGUCAGCACUAAAAUCAAUGAGGUCAGACUGUGCAUGUAAAUGACCCUUUUUACACGAAGUACUCUAAUUCAUGUGUUUGAUACUACUCCGUAUUUCGUUGUAAGGAGUUUACAUGAUUAUUGUACUCAGCCUCCCUAAAAGUUUGGCCAAAGUUGACUUUAACCUGGAUUAAUAAAGUAAAAACCGUGUAGUUGAAAUUUGUGCAGAGCAGAGAGAAUUAAUUUUACCCAUAUAUUCCUUACUUAAAUGGAAAUGACAAAUCUUUUUGGGACAUUCAAAAAAAGAAAUUUGGCCAAUCUUUUCGGGAUGGAAGGAGUAGAAUUUUGCUGGGAAAUUUUAGUUGUGAGAAUUAUAUGUAGAUUAACAAUUGAUGUAUUACUGCUAUUAGUAGAAGAGCUGUUGUUCCUGUUGUGAGGUUGAAAAUGAAGAUGUAUGGUUGAGAUUCGAAAUAAAAUAAUUGAAAAAAUAAAACCUGUUUUCUUUUUUCUUUUUCAAGGAAAAAGGAAGAUUUUUCGGGACUCACCAAAAAAGGAAAAUAGGAAUAAGGAAGGACACUCCAUGCUCUGAUAGUUUCUUGGAUUGUCAGAUGAUAAGAAGACCCUCCAAGCUGUGAUUGUUAUCCCCAUUCUUAGCUUAUAAGCAAAAAUGGCAAAAUGUGAAUUUGGGCUGCAUCCUGGACAGAGUUAUCUUUUUUAAUCAUGUUUACAGUUAUUCUGUCCAGUCCAUAUACGACCAUUUUUUAAAUAAAUACUCCCUAUUUUAUUAGAGUACUUAUUAGUUGUACUGGACAGAGUUAUCUUUUUUAAUCAUUUUUAUAGUUAUUCUGUUCAGUCCAUAUACUACCAUUUUUUGAAUAAAUACUCCCUAUUUUAUU